AUGGGGUUUAUAUUGAUCAAUACGAGCCCCCACAUUUGCAAGUCCGAAGUUGACCCAGAAGUCUGCAAUCUCAUUCUCAUGGACGGCUGCAUCGACUGGCUGGUGGAUCUCAAAAGGUACAUGGCUCUGGCUGGCGAGCCCGUCCGAGUGAAAUGCGCUCUUUUCUACAGCUACAUCCGGACUAACUACAGCAUGGCUCAAAGCACAGGCCUCCGGCUCAUGUGGUACAGGAACAAGGGCGACUUGGAAGAGCCCAUCAUCUUCUCCGAAGUUCGAAUGAGCAAAGACGAAGACUCGAUUUGGUUCCAUGCAGCGGAGGUUCAAGACAGCGGGUUCUACACUUGUGUGUUAAGAAACUCAACGUAUUGCAUGAAGGUGUCAAUGUCCUUGACCGUUGCGGAGAAUGAAUCGGGGCUUUGCUACAACAGCACAAUUCGCUACUUAGAGAAAUCAGAGAUCACUAGGACAAAGAUCAUCUCCUGCCCAGACAUAGAGGAUUAUAAAACAGGGAACCAAGAACCAGAAGUCAUAUGGUACAAGAACUGCAACCUAUCCAGUGGCAUCCGCACUUUGAUCCAGACACAACAGAAGGAAAGAGAUGGAAUCAAAGACAUUUCCAUCAACACCGCCAAGAAACUAGAUCCAUAA
Messenger RNA from Anolis sagrei ordinatus, 648 nucleotides. The record is from RefSeq and is a predicted model, not a curated record. Lineage: Eukaryota; Metazoa; Chordata; Lepidosauria; Squamata; Anolidae.